UUCGGACGGCGCGGGCCGGCGCCCGGAUAUCCCUCACCGACAGCUCCCCUUCCCACCCGGAGAGAGGCAUCGGCCCCCAAGGGGGGCUUCCUCAGGCAGCCUCUGCCACUCCUGCAUGGCUGCGACCCACCGAGCGGAGCGUCGUGGUAGCUGAGACCUGGUGCCCUUCGACGGCCUGGCUGAUCCGGGACCCUGCCGCAGAGCGUGCCCCACUGGGGACCCCCAGCUCAGCCAUGCUGGCCUGUCUGCAGAGGACCCAGAACCCCCCAGGCCAACACCUGGCCCGCCCGAGCAAGAGCCUGGAGCUACGCAAGUGCGAGGCGGUGGCCAGCGCCAUGCAUUCCUCCCGCUACCCAAGCCCGGCAGAACUGGACGCCUAUGCCGAGAAGGUGGCCAACAGCCCGCUGUCCAUCAAGAUCUUCCCCACCAACAUCCGUGUGCCCCAGCACAAGCACCUCAGCCGCACAGUCAAUGGCUAUGACACCAGUGGCCAGCGCUACAGCCCCUACCCACAGCACACCGCUGGCUACCAGGGCCUUCUGGCCAUUGUCAAGGCCGCGGUUUCCUCCUCCAGCACGGCCGCACCAGCUGGGCCCGCCAAAAGUGUGCUCAAGAGCGCCGAGGGCAAGCGGACCAAGCUGUCACCGGCCGCCGUGCAGGUGGGCAUUGCGCCCUACCCAGCGCCCAGCACUCUGGGGCCCUUGGCCUAUCCCAAGCCACCUGAGGCGCCUGCUCCACCACCCGGCCUGCCUGCAGCCGCCACUGCCGCCUCCGUCAUCCCCCUGCCAGGCCGGGGCCUGCCCCUGCCACCUUCCAACCUGCCCUCCAUCCACAGCCUCCUCUACCAGCUCAACCAGCAGUGCCAGGCCCCGGGCGCCGCACCCCCUGCCUGCCAGGGCGUGGCUGUUCCCCAUCCCAGCCCUGCCAAGCACGGCCCAGUGCCCAGCUUCCCGAGCAUGGCCUACUCGGCCGCAGCCGGUCUGCCCGACUGCCGGAAAGGCACUGAGCUGGGCCAGGGAGCCACCCAAGCCUUGACAUUGGCUGGGGCCACCAAGCCUGCAGGGUACGCAGACAGCGGCCUGGAUUACCUGCUGUGGCCGCAGAAACCACCCCCACCACCGCCCCAGCCACUGCGUGCCUACAGUGGGAGCACGGUGGCCAGCAAGUCCCCCGAGGCUUGUGGGGGCCGGGCAUAUGAGCGGGCCAGCGGGUCACCCCUCAACUGUGGCGUGGGGCUGCCCACCAGCUUCACCGUGGGCCAGUACUUUGCAGCCCCCUGGAACAGUGUGCUGGUGACCCCCACCAGCGACUGCUACAACCCGGCGGCGGCAGUGGCAGUCACGGAGCUGGGGCCGGGGGCAGCCCGGGAGCUGGCUGGGCCUCCCGCAGAUGCCCUCUCGGGCCUGCCCAGCAAGAGUGUGUGCAACACAUCGGUGCUGAGCAGCAGCCUGCAGUCGCUGGAGUAUCUCAUCAAUGACAUCCGGCCGCCCUGCAUCAAGGAGCAGAUGCUGGGCAAGGGCUAUGAGACGGUGGCCGUGCCCCGGCUACUCGACCACCAGCAUGCCCACAUCCGCCUACCCGUCUACAGAUAAGGCCUGCCCUGCGGAUGCACGGACACGCGGACGGGGCGUGGAGCAGGGAGGCAGGUGGAAGAACAGGGUGGGCGGCUCACAGGGGCGCUCAGCCCCACCCUGUGCCUGCUGAUGCCCAGAGGGAAGCCAGGCUGGUUGCCGCCUUGCUGUGGCCGGAUGGAGGGUGGCAGGGCAACCUCACAUACCAAGGCCCCUCCCCACCAUCGGUUGCCCCAGGACACAGGGAGGGCCUGGGGGCAGCCACUGACGCCCACGCCUUCCUUUAAGCUGGCAGAGGCAGGGAGAGAAAAACCACUCGAAAACAAGAAUGGCUCUUUCUGGGCCUCCUGGGACAGAGGCCCAGGCUAAGGUGGGGUGCAGGAAGAAACAGGCGCACCAGAGUCAGGGUGGGGGCAGAGCAGCCCCCAGGGGUCAGGCAGCUAUGUCUCCCCACACUGACUCCCCAGUAUUCUGGAAAAGGGGCACAGGAGGCCGAUAGGAAGUCACUGGGCCCAGAAUGUCUCCCCACCAGCCAGGUGAAGACCACUCUGACAGAGGCCCCAGCGACUAUACCAGUCCCCCUGUUCCUCCUCUCCUUGCCCCCACCAUUCCUUGCUAACACAGAGUUGCACCCCAUCCCCAUUCUUCAAACCCUGGACUACCAUCUUCCCUCUUCUCUCCAAUACAUCUUAUAGGGCUGCUGAGUACAGUUGUGCAAGCUGUGCACUGCACAAGGGCACCUUGUCCAAGGAGACACCACUUUCACCCAAACUUGUGUAUUUAUUACAAUUUUCUGCAUCUUGAGGAAGGGGCGUCAUUUUCCUGUUCGCACAAAGGCACCACAGGGGCUAACAAUGGGCCUGCAAUCUUAGAUCCCAUUCAGAGAGAACCUCCCUUGCCUUUGAGGGGUCUCUUGGGACCGUCCUGGUUUUAACUGGGAGGCCUAAUCCAACUCCUUUCCUGCAAACCACCCUCCAAGGCCUGUCCCACACGAUCAAGUGGGGGAAAGACAGGCAGGAGUCCCCUCAUGAAGUCCCCAAGUCCUGGCCCCUCUGGCGCUCUGGAAGCGGUACUGUAUCUCUCUCCAAGGCCUGUUCAAGCACUAAGUGCAUUUACAAAUCUCUGAGAAUGUUUUUUUUUUAUACUAAAAUUGACCAUUAUAUUCUACUGUGAGAAGUGCAGUCUGCACUAUAUUGUUUUAAAAACGAAGAGAAAGAAAAAAAAAGGAAAACACAGAUGGUGCCUCA
Molecule: messenger RNA, 2818 nt
Organism: Mandrillus leucophaeus (drill)
Lineage: Eukaryota; Metazoa; Chordata; Mammalia; Primates; Cercopithecidae
Gene: FAM222A
Product: family with sequence similarity 222, member A
Exons: 3
Coding region: 234-1592 (452 amino acids)
Source: RefSeq, a predicted model, not a curated record